AUGAAGUCUAAGAAGGCAUUGAUUAAGAAAGAGGAUGGUGUUGCCGCUAAAAUAUGUCGAUGGUGUCUGACGGCCGAUGAUGCUUUGCAAGCUCUAACGCGCGACGAUUCCGGACAAUAUAAAGUACAAAAACUUUUCGACUUUACCGGUCUUCAGGAUUGCCGGGAACCGUUUCACGGUGGUUCGUUCUUCGACCACGAAGGCCUGCCAUACUGCGAGACGCACUAUCACGCGAAACGAGGAUCACUGUGCGCUGGUUGCUCGAAACCCAUCACCGGACGCUGCAUCACGGCCAUGUUCAAGAAAUUCCACCCGGAGCAUUUCGUGUGCGCCUUCUGCCUGAAGCAGCUGAACAAGGGCACAUUCAAAGAGCAGAACGACAAGCCGUACUGCCAUCAGUGCUUCGACAAGCUGUUCGGUUGA
Anopheles cruzii is the source of this 423-nucleotide messenger RNA. Its product is annotated as paxillin-like. The transcript is spliced from 3 exons. The record is from RefSeq and is a predicted model, not a curated record. NCBI's taxonomy places the organism in Eukaryota, Metazoa, Arthropoda, Insecta, Diptera, Culicidae. The coding region runs from base 1 to 423 and encodes 140 amino acids.